This is a messenger RNA of Marmota flaviventris (yellow-bellied marmot), 2370 nucleotides long. The record is from RefSeq and is a predicted model, not a curated record. Lineage: Eukaryota; Metazoa; Chordata; Mammalia; Rodentia; Sciuridae.
AUGGGCUUUCUCUAUAAAGCGAACACGAGACUCCACAGAGCGGCGUCAGAGGGAGAUGUAGACAAAGUGAACCACAUCUUGACUCAUGGAGAAGCUGGCGUUGACGACCGGGAUAAAAAAAACAGAUUUGCCGAGAAGUCUGGAUUUCCUGCAAGCUUUGCACUAAUUGCAGUUCUGUUUCCAGUACUGCCUUUACCACCUUAUAUCCCAGACGUCCACCUAUCUGGUUGGAGGAGUCCAGGGUUGAUUGGAGAACAGGUGGCAGGACUUUCAGGAACCAUUGGCCACACUGGCCACACCUAUACUGCUGUUUUGCGCAGGACCCCUCUCCAUUAUGCUUGUGCUUUUGGACAUUGGGAUAUGGUGGCCCUCUUAAUAGAGAAGAAAUGCAAUCUUGAACUUUUGGAUAAUGACUACAACACACCUCUGAUUAAGGCAGCAGAACACCAGCAUGAGCGCUGUGUAAAUCUUCUUCUCGAUAAUGGCGCCAAUCCAAAUGUUCAGGACAAGGAUGGUUACUCUCCUCUCCACAGAGCUGUCUUUUCUAGGAACACAGCAAUGGCAGAAAAGCUGCUUUCACACAAUGCAAAUAUGGAAUUCCAAAACAAGGAUGGCCACACGCCACUUCUACUUGCUUUGAAGCACAACAGACAACGAGUAGCAGCAUUGUUAAUUCGCAAAAAAGCAAAUAUACAUGUAGUUGACAAGGAGAAAAGAACAGCCCUCAUACUUGCCACAAAAUAUGAUGCAAAAUGUAUAGUUGAGCUUCUUCUUCAAGAAGGUAUUGAUGCCUUUGCUGAAGAUCAGUCUGGAAAGAACGCAUUAUCUCACGCUAUUGCUAGUGGUUUCAAUGUUUCAGGUAUGUUUGGAAUGCAGUCAAGACCCCUGCAAAAAUCAAGACUCCUUAGAAGGCGCAAUACUGUCCAUGAAGGGAAAGGAGAAGUUCAUAAAUAUUUUUGGCAAUCCAGGAAUGAUGGAAAAUAUGACCAGAAUAAGCAAGGAAAUCGAACCUUGCUAGACAGCAGUGAUUCUGAUAAUGAAGCAGAAAAUGUAGUUUGGAACACUUGUGCAAAAAAUAUGAAAGUAAAGAGCUUGCAUGGUACUCCUCCUACUUCACGUGGCAAGAAGAGUGUUUCUGAGCCUCUUCCACUGAGCUGUGUUGGCAAGUUUACUGUGGCUGAAGAUCAAAGAGCUGAACAGAAAAUAAACAAACAUAAAGAAGAUGAUCUUGGUACAUCUUCUCACAGGAAUAGAUUGAGAACAGCAAACAUAGCUCAGCCAGAUGAUGCAAGAAUUUUAGGCACACUGGUGUCCAAUGCAGCACCACCUUUAGAAAUUACAUCAGAGGAAGAGCAAAAUACACUUGAAGGAUCUGAAAGUAACCAGUUACUGGUUUCUACUAGCAAUAAAAUGGGAAAAGAUCUGUUGGAUAAAUAUCACAGGAUAAAGGAUAUAAUUGCUAGGAAAAGAAUAGAAAUAGACACAAUAAAACAUGAGAACCAAGAAAAGGAAAAGAAAUACCUUGAGGAUAUUGAAAUUUUAAAAGGAAAGUAUGAUGACCUUCAAAAGACAAUCAAGCAGAAAGAGGAAACAGCUGGAGCGAAUCCAUUCCAGGAUAAUGAACAAUUUAAUAAGAUGAAAGGUGAGAUAACAAUGCUAAAAUUUCAACUGGAGUAUGAAAAAGAAAACAGGGAAAGACUGGAAACAGAAGUUAAGUCGUACCAUGCCACAUUGGCUGCUGAACCCUUCCAUCAUUAUGAAGGCCAGACAUCAAAAGGAUACCAAGAAUUUGCUUUCCAGUCAACCAGAGAGGAAUACUUGCGUUCACAGGCCAAAAUGAACUUUGAUAUCUCUCGCCUAAAAGUUCAUAGUGAGGUUGUUUCCGAAGACCUUGUUAAGUAUGAAGAAAGAUUCUGUAGCCUAAAAAAUAAAGUCUGUCAGACAAGACAUGCUGUUAAAGAAAUGACUUUGAAUUUAGAAACUCUACAAAGAGACCUACGGCAAACACAGUGUCAGAUAAAGAAAAUUAAAUACACAUAUCACAAUGAACAAACUAAAGUGAAUAAAUAUGAUGGGAAGCAGGAUUCCACAGAGGAGAGAUUACAACCACAGACUGAAAAUACAUUGCUUCAACAGCAGUUGCACAAACCUCACAAUGAAUCUGUCAAUAAAGACACAGUAAUAAGUAUCCAACAGCAAUGUCAUGAUAUUGUAGAAAAACUUCGAGCUGAGACUAAAAACCACUAUCUCAUUCUGGAAAACAUAAUUAAUAAAUUAAGCAGUAAAUGUGAUCGUAUUGAAGAAAGACUGAAUCAAUAUGAAAAUGAGAAAACAGAAAGAACAGUAAGUACCAAGCAUAAAAACAUAUGA